UUUUUUUUCUUUUUUUUUUUUUUUUUUAAUAUAUAUAUAUCUAUUGUUGUUAGAAAUUAUCGAAAACUAUCAAAAAUGAGCUCGAGUAAUUCAGACAAAAGAUUCAUGGCUGCAUUUAUGGGUGAGACCGGUGAUGAUGUCGAAAAGUGGCUUGAUGAAUUUCAUUGUUUAAGCCAAACAAGCGGAUGGGAAGAGAACAGAAAAUAUGAUAUGCUGGCUUUUCACUUGGGAGGAAAAGCAAAAACAUGGUUUGAAGAUAACAAAGACACUUUGAUCAAUUGUGAGCUCUUAGAGUCAGGAGUAAUCAAAAAAUACAAAACAAAUGACAAAGAAGAUUCUGCAAAAUUGACAAACCCUGCCUACCUUUCACAAGAGAGCUCUUCUGUGCACAGCAAAAAACCCAUGUUCGCAACUCUUCCUGUGGCUAUGGUUUACAAGAUUAAAGAAGCACCUCCUCAAGCUGAGAUAAGUGAUGCGUUCUUUAAGUUGUGUGUUGUGGCAGCUUGUACAAAGAGAGAUGUGUUGAUGGCUUAUAAAUCUGAGAAGGUCGGCAAAAAUGAGAUACUGGACGAUUACUUGAAUAAAAACUUCUCACGCCAUGGGGUUAUCAACUUUAACAUUAUGAAUCUUAUUGGUAACAUCCUUUUAUGUUACCUACCAGACUCUUAUUGUGACUUUAUAUCAGCGUACCGCGAGAAGUUGAAGGCAGGCAGUAUCUUUGACUCUGACAUCGAACAUAGUGAUUUAUCAGAUCAGCAAAAAACUAUUCUUCAAGACAAACUUCGAGUUUUUAAUAUGGACAAUAGCAAGAUCUGUGGAUAUGUUAUGAACAACUUCAGAAUUCGAUGUGAAAAGAAUAUUUAUUUGCCAAACAUUGACUUUUUAAAUUGGAAAACUACUUGUCUUACAGCAGAAGAGAAACACAUUUUGGAUGAUUAUUAAACGGAUACAUGUUAUAAAAGGAACUUCGGAUAUCAUCAUAUUGCUUAAUAAGUAUGGUUAUAUUUAACGAUAUGUUUUCA
Messenger RNA from Mucor mucedo, 1022 nucleotides. RefSeq lists its product as uncharacterized. The coding region runs from base 76 to 942 and encodes 288 amino acids. The record is from RefSeq and is a predicted model, not a curated record. The transcript has a single exon. Lineage: Eukaryota; Fungi; Mucoromycota; Mucoromycetes; Mucorales; Mucoraceae.